AUGCAUAGCUCCAGACAUGUACAGUAGGUAAAAGGUAAAAGUAAAGGACCCCUGGAUGGUUAAGCCCAGUCAAAGGCGGCUAUGGGGUUGCAAUGCUCAUCUCGCUUUCAGGCCGAGGGAGCCAGCAUUUGUCCAGAGACAGCUUGGGCGGGGUAUAAAUAUUAAAUAUUAUAAAUUAUUAUAAAUUAUUAUUUCUGGGUCAUGUGGCCAGCAUGACUAAACCGCUUCUGGUGCAACGGAACACCGUGACGGAAGCCAGAGCACACAGAAAUGCCGUUUACCUUCCCGCCGCAGCAGUACCUAUUUAUCUACUUGCACUUGUGUGCUUUCAAACUGCUAGGUUGGCAGGAGCUGGGACAGAGCGACGGGAGCUCACCCCGUUGCUGGGAUUCGAACUGCCGACCUUCGGCAAGCCCAAGAGGCUCAGUGGUUUAGACCACAGCGCCACCCGCAUCCCUAUGUACAGUACAGGAUAUUGCAAUCCACAGUUGAAGUCAGUAAUCUUUCUGAAUACUAGAUACUGGAAACAACAGAAGGGGCGUGGGCUCUUGUACUCAGAUCCUGGUUGCAGGUUUCCCACCGGCCUCUGGCGAGCUACUUUGAGAACAGGGUCCUGGAUUGCAUGGGUCAUUGGCCUGAUCCAGCAGACUCUUCUUAUGUCCUUACUUUGUUAUGUUCUCAGGGAAAUGUGACAGUGUAGUAAUUCUAUAAUAGAACAAUGUCUUGGCUUUGUAGGACUUGGCAGCGCUCCCAUUUAGGACAGAGAGAAAUUGGCAGAAGGCAAAAGGAGUCUUUCCGACCUGUUAGAAGCUUCUGUGAAAGAAAUAUGGGUAAGGAAGACUCAGUUGCCGCUGAAGCAGGAAGAGGACAUGAGCCCAUCAAGACUGGGAGUGGUGGGGGAUUCUGGGAAGAAACAGUGCAGAAGAUGCUGGGUAAAGAGGACAAGCUCAACUCAGAUGUACAAUGCCAGUGUUUCAGGCAUUUCUCCUACCAGGAGGCUGCGGGGCCUCGAGAGGUUUGCAGCCAACUCCACCGUUUUUGCCAUCAGUGGCUCAAGCCAGAGCAGCGCACGAAAAAUCAGAUGCUUGACCUGGUGAUCCUGGAGCAGUUCCUGGCUGUUCUUCCACCAGAGAUGGAGAGCUGGGUGAAAGAGUGUGGAGCGGAGACCAGUUCCCAGGCGGUGGCCCUGGCUGAAGGUUUCCUCCUGAGCCAGGCAGAGGACAAGAAGUGGGAAGAGCAGCAGGUGAGAGCAUUUAAAGUAGAUAGAACCAACAUGAGGGCAGAUAUCCUGAACAUUUAUCUCUCAAAAUUGUCCCAACUUUUCCAGGAAAGCAUCCAAGGAAGGAUAGCCAAUGCCAGUAUUUUAUUUUAUUUUUGCCUCUGCCACUCUUUUUCUAAUCCUUCUGUCCAUUUGAUGUCUUCAAUACUUGUUGCUGUUUCAGGUAAAGGGUCUGUUUACAGAAGUAAGCACUGGUUGUCCUGAGGCAGAGAGGUCUCCACUGAAUUCCAGACAGAGGCCACCAGGUAAGGAUCACUGUUGUAUCUCCAUUUGGUGUCCCUCUCUCCAUUGUGAAAUAAUUAUCUGGGCUCCUUGAUCCUUUGAGAGAAGACACUUGUCUCCAGCCUUUCCCACAACUCAAAAAUGUGAUUACUUGCAACAUUCCUCUACUUUAUACACGGGGACUGCACUUUGUUUUGCAGCCAAGAGCCCAAAGGGCAAGAGAUGCUUUUUCACACAACUGAAAUAUAAAAUGGGUAGAAACACUUAGCAGGUAGGAUUUUUCCCAAGGCCCAAGUAUAGUUAAGACAUACAUCGCUGAAUCUCUGUGUUGUGCUACCAGCUUCCCACUUACCUAUUGUUUCUCCCAGGUGACCAAACAAUGCCAGUAAAACCUCAACAACCACUUCAUAUUCACGGUGGAAGGGAAGCAGCUUCUUUGACGCUGGAUCAGGUAAGGGGACAGGUCAGUGGGGAAAGAGACUCCUCUGCUCAGCUCCCCGAAUCUCUCCAUCUCUUCAUUUUUAAAAAGCAUUUUUAAAAGGCUACUCAAGGAAGGUUUAAAUGCGGAGAAUAAUGAUUAUGCAGAAUAAUGAUAUCACAGAGCAAUGGAUGAGAGGAAUAAUAAAUCAGUAAUCAUAGAAUUGUAGAGUUGGAAGGGACCCCAAGGGACAUCUAAUCCAAUCUCCUGCUAUGCAGGAAUCCUGCCCACAGCCAUCCCUGGGUAGGCUUGAACCACCAAGCUUCUACAGUGGUAUCUUGGUUCAUGAACUGAAUCCGUUCCGGAAGUCCAUUCGACUCCCAAAACCAUUUGAAAACCAAGACACAGCUUCCGAUUGGCUGCAGGAGCUUUCUGCACUGAAGCGGAAGCCACGUCGGACAUUCAGCUUCCAAAAAACUUUGCAGCUUUAGAAGCUCUAAGCCCUUAAAAGAUUUUGGUUCCUCCCCCCUCCAUAUAUAGCUAAAUCAAAAUAUAAACAAUAGUAAACCAUAAAAUACCGUAUUUUUUGCUCUAUAAGACUCACUUUUUCCCUCCUAAAAAGUAAGGGGAAAUGUGUGUGCGUCUUAUGGAGCGAAUGCAGGCUGUGCAGCUGUCACAGAAGCCAGAACAGCAAGAGGGAUUGCUGCUUUCACUGCGUAGCGAUCCCUCUUGCUGUUCUGGCUUCUGAGAUUCAGAAUAUUUUUUUUCUUGUUUUCCUCCUCCAAAAACUAGGUGUGUCUUGUGGUCUGGUGUGCCUUAUAGAGUGAAAAAUAUGGUAAUUUCUUAUUUUUUGAAAUGAAUCAAAACCUACAGUAAGAUGGAAAAUAAUGUUUAUUUUUGUAUGCUUCCACUUUAUUUAUAUUUGGGGGCUGUAUUCCUUACUUCUUCUAAUUGCAAAAAUCAUGGUAAAUGUGGCAAUGGAAAAUUUUUCCCCUUUCUUUGAUGCUGUAAGGACGUGCUUAUUUUGCUUAAUAGUUAAUCUAGCCCUGAUUUGAGGUUCCAUGGCAGUCACGGGUUAUAUCUUCUCCUAAAACAUAGACAUACGUAAAAUUUUAUCCACAAAACAAUACAACAAUUGGUAGUAGAUAACCUUUAUGCUAUCUUUGAGGAGGAAGAAAUGUUUCUUUUUCUUUGCAGGGUCCCGUGACCUUUGAAGAUGUAGCUGUGUAUUUCACGGACGAAGAGUGGGCGCUGCUAGAUUCCAGCCAGAGAGCUCUGCAUAACAAGGUCAUGGAGGAGAACUGUGGGAUCAUGACCUCUCUCAGUAAGGCUCCUGUUGGGGUGUAAUAUCUAUUUUGAAAACCAGAAGCUUGAACUGGGGUACAUUAUUGAGACCUGAGUGGCAGAGUUGGCUGGGCCACUUUUGAUUCAGCUUUGCCCACCCAAAUACUUGGUGGGAUUAUCAGCCCAGACUAGAGGGACAGGGAGGAGAUGUUUCUGUAGUUCACAGGAGUUCAUUUACUACCAAAUCCCUCUCUCUUGGUGUGUGGGACUGGACUGGAGGCCCUUCAUCUGAUGCUGGGUCAAAGAGAUAGGCUAGAGAUGUUGUUGCUCUUCAGCCUCCCCAACCAAGCUGGCUGAGUUUGUUUCGGGUGUGAUGCUGGAGGAUUCCAGAACUGUGGAUUUGGGUAACUUCAGUAUCCAUGCUAAGAAUUCUUCAGGAUCGGCUUGGGAGUUCAUGGCCUCCAUGGGCAACCAUAGACCAGAGGUUCUCCAUGCAAAUUACAUCCUCUGCCAGUGAAUUAUGGGGGCUAUCCUUUUUAUUUUUUAUUCUAUGACAUUUGUAUCAUUAUGCAUGUGCUUUUGUUCCAUAUACCUGCACAACAACCUUGUAACCCAGGCUAAGCUGAGAGAGAGAAAGAGAGAGAGUGUAAUUCAGCCCAUCAAAUGAACUCCAUCCCUGAGAUGGAAACAAAAAGGUAAAGGUAAAGGGACCCCUGUCAAUUAAGUCCAGUCGCUGACAACUCUGGGGUUGUGGCACUCAUCUUGUUUAAAGGUCGAGGGUUAAACUGCUAGGUUGGCAGGAGCUGGGACUGAACAACAGGAGCUCACCCCGUUGCGGAGAUUUGAACCGCCAACCAUUUGAUCGGCAAGCACAAGUGACACAGUGCCACCCACGUCCCUGAUGGAAACAAAACCCAGGUCCAAAUCCAACAUUCUGUAGAACAGCAGAUGUCAGCAACAGAGGCAGUAAGAUCUGCCUCUCAUCUAAGUCCCUUCAGUUCUUUAUCACAAAUGUUUAUUAGCAUUGUUCAGUAAUUUGGGUCUCCAUUUCCUCCUAAGGCUCUAAUGAGUGUCUGUCUUCUUUGCAGAAGGUGAUGAACUGGAAAUGAAGAAUAAGGAAGACCACAACAAACUCCUCACAGUGGAGAAGCCAUAUCUAGAGAGUGGAGGGAGCUUUGGCCAGAGUCUCGAUCUUCACAGAGGGGAGAAACCAUAUAAGUGUUUGGAAUGUGGAAGGAGUUUCACUUGGAAGAAAAGCCUCACCUCUCAUCAAAGAAUUCAUGCAGGGGAGAAACCACAUCAAUGCUUGGAAUGUGGAAAGAAGUUUUAUACAAGCACAAAUUUCCAUCGUCACAGAAGAAUUCACAGUGGGGAGAAACCAUUUCAGUGUUUGGAGUGUGGAAAGAGCUUUAACAGAAGCACAAACUUCUAUCGUCACCGUGUUAUUCACAGUGGGGAGAAACCAUUUCAGUGUUUGGAGUGUGGAAAGAGCUUUGUUCGGAAGAGUGAUAUCACUUCCCAUCAAAGAAUUCACACCGGGGAGAAACCAUAUAAAUGUUUGGAAUGUGGAAAGAGCUUUAUUCAGAACUCCCAGCUCACUUCCCAUUUAAGAAUCCAUACAGGGGAGAAACCAUAUCAAUGUCUAGAAUGUGGAAAGAGCUUCAACAAAAGCACAAACUUCCAUUCUCAUCAAAAAAUCCACAGCGGGGAGAAGCCCUAUCAGUGCUUGGAAUGUGGAAACACAUUCCGCCAGAAGAAAAAUCUCACUUCCCAUGAAAGAAUUCACAGUGGGGACAAACCAUAUCACUGCCUGGAAUGUGGAAAGAGUUUCCGUCACAGCAUUGGCCUUACUAUACAUCAGAGAAGCCACACAGGAGAGAAACCGUAUAAAUGCUUGGAAUGUGGAAAGAGCUUCUGCAAUAGCUUAAGCUUUAUUAUACAUCAGAGAAGCCACACAGGAGAGAAACCAUAUAAAUGCUUGGAAUGUGGAAAGAGCUUCAGUCAAAGCUCCAAACUCACUUCCCAUCAAAGAAUUCACACAGGGGAGAAACCAUAUAAGUGCUUGGAAUGUGGGAAGAGCUUCCAUCAGAAGUCAAAUCUUACUUCCCAUCAAAGGAUUCAUACUGGGGAGAAACCAUAUAAAUGCUUAGAAUGUGGAAAAGGCUUAAGCUGCAAGAAAAGCCUCACUUCCCAUCAAAGAAUCCAUGUACAAGAGGAAUCAUAA
Podarcis lilfordi (Lilford's wall lizard) is the source of this 5427-nucleotide messenger RNA. The record is from the annotation of a GenBank genome assembly. Lineage: Eukaryota; Metazoa; Chordata; Lepidosauria; Squamata; Lacertidae.